GAAAAUUCAGUCUUCUCUCUUUUUUUUUUUUUUUUUUUUUUGUAAUUUCAAUCAUGCGCUCCACAGUUGCGAUCGCGCUGCUCGUUCUGCUCGGCGUUCAUCUCUCCAACGCCACCUCCUACUUUACUGAGGAGUUCAGCGAUGCUGGCUGGGAAGGCCGCUGGGUCCUGUCCAAGGCCAAGGGUGCCGAACAAGGCGCCUGGAAGUGGACUGCUGGCAAGUUCUUCAACGACGAGGAGGUCCAGAAGGGCAUCCAAACCGCCCAGGACGCUCGCUUCUACGGCAUCUCGGCCAAGCUCGACACCCCCGCCUCCAACGCGGAAAAGCCCGUCAUCAUCCAAUUCCAGGUCAAGCACGAGCAAAAGAUCGACUGCGGCGGUGGCUACGUGAAGGUUUUCGGCUCUGAUCUCUCGCAGACGGAGAUGGUUGGCGACACGCCUUACCACAUCAUGUUCGGCCCCGACAUUUGCGGCUCGUCCACCAAGCGCGUCCACGUCAUUUUCAACUACAAGGGCGUCAACCACCUGAUCAAGAAGACCAUCCCCUGCAAGGACGACGAGCUCAGCCACGUCUACACUCUUGUGCUCAACCCCGACCAGACCUACGAGGUCCUCAUCGAUCUUGAGAAGGUCGAGUCUGGCUCGCUUGAGGCCGACUGGGACAUGGUUCCCCCCAAGACCAUCCUCGACCCCGAGGCCAAGAAGCCCUCCGACUGGGACGAUCGCCGCAAGAUUGACGACGAGACCGACUCGAAGCCCGCCGACUGGGACAAGCCCGAGUUCAUUCCCGACGCUGACGCUCGCAAGCCCGAGGACUGGGACGACGAGGUCGACGGUGAGUGGGAGCCCGCCCAAAUCCCCAACCCCCAGUACAAGGGUGAGUGGAAGGCCCGCCAGAUUGACAACCCCAAGUACAAGGGCGAGUGGGAGCACCCCAAGAUUGACAACCCCGCCUACAGCAAGGACGAGUCGCUCGGUGUCUACACCGACCUCGGCGCUGUCGGUUUCGACCUCUGGCAAGUCAAGGCUGGCUCCAUCUUCGACAACGUCUAUGUUGGUGACUCGCUCGCUGAGGCCAAGGCCUUCGCCGAGAAGACCUGGAAGGUCAACAAGGACGGUGAGCUGAAGGCCAAGGAGGCCAUCGAGAAGAAGGAGCGCGAGGAGCGCGAAGCUGCUGAGGCCAAGCGAAAGGCUGAGGAGGCUGCCGCCGACGAGGAGGAGGACGACGACGAGAAGGACGAGCUUUAAAACAGCAAGUCGCUCUGGUUUUUUGUUUUUCUUCGUAUUUCUUUUUUUUUUUGUUUCGAUCUCUGUGUUCCAGUACCACUUUUUUUCGUCCGAUUUUGUCCCCAAGCAAAAUACAGUACACUUAUUCUUGAUCAACAA
Molecule: messenger RNA, 1385 nt
Organism: Capsaspora owczarzaki ATCC 30864
Lineage: Eukaryota; Filasterea; Ministeriida; Capsasporidae
Product: calreticulin
Exons: 3
Coding region: 54-1247 (397 amino acids)
Biological process (GO): protein folding
Cellular component (GO): endoplasmic reticulum membrane; endoplasmic reticulum
Molecular function (GO): calcium ion binding
Source: RefSeq, a predicted model, not a curated record